ACCCGUCUGAACAGAGGGUGGGAAGCUAGUUAGAUACCCGCCUGGAGCUGGCGCUGGUGUUAGUGCUCGCGCGUGCGCGCGGCGCGUACGCCAACGUGCCGAAGGAGGCGGCGUAUGCCAGGUCCGGCUUUUGCCGAGGCGCUUCGUUUUCGCCUUUGGCGCUGGUGGUGGGCAUGCGCCCUAGCCACCGACCCCGCACCAAUUUGGAGGCGGUCACACAGCUUGGCUUCCUAACUGCACCGCCCCCCCACCGUGAGUGUGCGCGAGAGACAGAGAGAUACCGGGGAUACAGUACUCAAACGCCAGACAGCAGCAAGCAGCAGCGACAGCGGCAAAGGGUAGGGCAGGGCGCCUUAUAGCGGUACGUACAGCGGCUCCCCAGUGCCAGCCGGGCGGAGACGGGAACAACGCGGCAGAGUCUGACAGAUACGUAUGCUGCAAGGACGUUAAAAAAAAGAGUGGGGGGGGAGGUGAGGGCUAACCUUCCCUAGCUGCUGCUGUUGCACCUACAGGAGCCCGACCAAAAGGGAAGGCAAGGAGGCUGCCGCGCUUCUUUCUGGCCAGCCUGCCUGGUCCAUGGAGCCCAGCUAAGGCAACGCCAGCCGACGAGACCCAGGCCGGAUAGUGUUGAUGUGGAUGCUUCGGGCUGCCCAGAGAUUAAUUGGAUGCCAAUGACAGCUAUGUAAAUUACAAUUCUGCAAAGUCUCAGAAAUCCUGUAAAAUGGAGGAACUGUAUAAGGACACACAAAACCUGCCCAUGGAUGUUACCAACUCACCCUCGGCUAUGGCAAACAACAAGCUAGAAAAUGGAGUUGCCCAGCUGAUAACAGCAGAAGCAUGGAAUAUCAAUUCAGCAGACUUGAUGAAGAAAGCACUUUCGCCACUAGUAACUGUCCCUGCUCCAUCAAUAUUAACACCACCAGCAGAAUCCCAAAGCGGGGUUGCUCUCAAGGUAGCUGCUACAGUGCUUCAGCCAAUUUGUUUAGGGGACAGCCCAGUAGUUCUCCCAAUACAUCUCCAACUAGCAGGAAGCACCGCCCCUCAGACUGCUCCUAACAGUAACACUCCAUAUGUUAUGACCACUCAAGGGCCAGUUCCACUGCCUGUCCUCUUAGAGCAACAUGUAUUUCAGCAUUUAAAUUCUCCAUUGGUGUUACCACAGAGUUCCCCCUGUGCGGCCAACUCCAUUCACAGCAACCUCUUCCAGGGCUGUUCUGCCCCAAUUGGACAGCCACAACUAUUGGAUCAGAAACCAUCUAAUCCAGCUCAAGAGUCUGUCUUGCCUCCUGUGUUUCAGACACCAGGAUUCGCUGCAGUUCUACAAGAUCUCUUUCCCACACAAGGCGCCUUAGGUUCAUCAUCCUAUCAGCCACCCCCCGACUGCUCUUCUGUCCCCCCACCACAGCCCUUCAGUUUCCCUUUAUCUCCCCUGGUUCCCCCAGCCACACUCUUGGUACCGUACCCUGUGAUAGUCCCUCUGCCAGUCCCUAUCCCUAUCCCUAUCCCCAUCCCAGUGCCCCAUAGUGCUGAAUCUAAGGCCAACGUGGACUGCCCUAAACCAGCUGCUUCAUUUGUCUUGCAUUCCUGCAAAGGCACCCAGACUCCCUUGGAGAAAGAAGAAACUAAACCAUUUGAUUUCAUCCACCACAGGGAGCUUUCCCAACUGAAUCGACACACUGUCAUCAAGAUGAGUAAUGAGAAUGAGGUCCUUGAUCUGUCCAUGAAAACAGCCCCUCUGCUCAAGGAAAAUGAGAAUUCCCAGCUCUCACCGGAAGACAGUGCUUUAGACCUAUCAUUUACUUCCUGUCGGAAGACGAGCAGCACAGAAGCAAGUAAUAUCAGUCGUUCUGGAUCCAUGAUGGAUGGCAUUACUCAAUCUGUGGUAGAUAAACUCUCUAGUACUGCUUCGCCCUUUGUUCCUUCAAAACCUUAUGAGGCCCCAGCAAAGGUUGAAAGCAGAGUGAUCAGUAGCAGCUCAUCAGAACUCCUGAGACAGCAGGCCAAGUGGCUGGUGGAUCAGACUAAUAUAGCACCCUGUGAGCCCUCCACUGGCAGUAACAUUGAGAUUGUGAGCACUUCACAGACAGCCAAAGUGAUAGUCUCUGUCAAAGAUGCAGUACCUACCAUUUUCUGUGGCAAGAUUAAGGGCCUCUCAGGGGUUUCCACAAAAAACUUUUCCUUCAAAAGAGAUAUGCCCCAGGACUCAGUGUUGCAGUGUUAUGAUGUGAAGAACCAGCCGGAAGCCCGGGAUACCGCAGAGGCUCUCAGGAAACCUAUAAAAAACAGGAGUGUCAAGUUAAAGAAAAUGAACUCACAGGAAAUACAUAUUCUUCCAAUCAAAAAGCAGCGGCUUGCGGCCUUUUUUCCAAGAAAGUAAUUUAUGAGGUUUUAGAAUGUUUUAAGGUACAAUUAUUAUAAAUAAAGAGAUGCACUUCAUUUUAAAUUACAUUAAAACCUUAAACUAUCUUUAAGUUAUUUGGAGGUGGCGGACUGUGGGGUGGGGCGUGGAGGAGGAGUGGAGCGGGUGGGGGAACUGGACGUCUUCUCCCAGUACAAUGGUAUUUUUCCCCCUUAUUACGUUCUAACUUUUCAUUAAAACUAAAUAAAAACAACAUAUUUUUCAAGUGGAUUGCACAUUUUGCAGCUUUAAUGGAAUAUAAUGAGUGAGUCAGAGGGGUAAGAGCUAUUUUCACUGCCAUGAAGUGCUUUGAUGAUGUAAUUCUGAAAAAUGGUGGGUAGAAUGGAACUUUCAGAAUAAAUAUUUGUAUGUGCUA
Molecule: messenger RNA, 2774 nt
Organism: Rhineura floridana
Lineage: Eukaryota; Metazoa; Chordata; Lepidosauria; Squamata; Rhineuridae
Gene: RAI2
Product: retinoic acid induced 2
Exons: 2
Coding region: 722-2377 (551 amino acids)
Biological process (GO): animal organ development
Cellular component (GO): nucleus
Source: RefSeq, a predicted model, not a curated record